This is a messenger RNA of Necator americanus (New World hookworm), 1620 nucleotides long. RefSeq lists its product as uncharacterized. Gene Ontology annotation, molecular function: oxidoreductase activity. The transcript has 13 exons. Gene Ontology annotation, cellular component: cell surface. NCBI's taxonomy places the organism in Eukaryota, Metazoa, Nematoda, Chromadorea, Rhabditida, Ancylostomatidae. The coding region runs from base 1 to 1620 and encodes 539 amino acids. The record is from RefSeq and is a predicted model, not a curated record.
AUGAAUCGUGUGUGGCUCUCCACUGCUGCGGGCGUCGCUUCCGCACAGAGUCGUACAGUCCCGAAGUUCCAACCGCUGGUGUCGAAAAUGGCUUCGGCUUUGGAAGGACAAAUUGCACUUGUAACGGGAGCAAGCAGAGGCAUAGGAAGAGGCAUAGCACUACAGUUGGGACAAUCUGGUGCAACAGUUUAUAUCACAGGAAGAAAGCCUGAAAAAAGUUUGCAGAGUAGAUACAGUAAUUUACCCACUUUGGAGAAAACAGCCGAAGAAAUUCGUCAAAGAGGUGGGAAUGCGGUGCCAGUCUACUGCGAUCACACUGACCACAAUGAUAUUGCCAAGCUUUUUGAGCGAAUCAAUACGGAAAACGGAGGAACACUAAAUAUUCUAGUAAACGCUGCAUUUUCCGGCGGAAAGGAUAUGGCUGAUUCUGGUUCAAUUCCAUUUUUUCAAGCGGACCCUUUACUGUGGGAUUCGAUCAACAAUGUUGGUUUACGGAAUAACUAUAUUUGCUGUGCGCACGCUGCCAAAAUAAUGACGAAGAAGAAAUCCGGUCUAAUCGUAAACAUUUCCUCCGCUGGUGCUCUACAGUACACCUUUAACGUUCCAUACGGUGUCGGUAAAGCUGCGCUUGAUCGUAUGUCGGCCGAUAUGGCAGUGGAGCUGAAUCCUUUCGGAGUUGCAAUUCUUUCGCUCUGGCCAGGCAUGGUGCGAACGGAAUUCUCCGGAAUACUAAGGAAUGAGGGCAAAUUGGAAAAAAUGGUUCAACAAUCGAAGGAAGCUCUAGACAAAGCAUUCGAACACAGUGAGUCAACAGAGUUCGUUGGUAAAUCCGUCGUUGCGCUGGCAUCCGAUAAGAAGAUCCUCAAAAAAUCUGGAAAAGUGUUCAUGACCUAUGAUCUUGCACGGGAGUAUGGCUUCAAGGACGAAAACGGAGAGUUGCCAAUGGACAUCCGUUGCGUCGCAACUGCUCUCGAGUUCUUUGGAUUCAAUCGAACUGCCUCCAUUAUGCCGUCUUUCCUCAGAAUACCCCUUUGGGACAACUCUGGUACCAUUCUUCGACCCCGAACGGAUGAAAGGCUUGGAUGGUUCCUGGGCGCUUUCGAAUCGUCGACCAUCCGUGCAGUCGCAGCGGAACCUCUGACCAACUACGGUGCAGCCGCCCUCAUGAUAAAUGAUGACUUUAGAAUGGAAUUAAAAAUGGAGAUGAAGUUUGUUUUACUUGUGUGUUUCGUCUCCACUGUUUCGUCGCUUCCAUUCAUUGGGUCAAUUCAAUCAGUAGCAGUUACCGGAAAACUCACCUGCAAUGGAAAACCAGCGGAAAACGUUAAAGUAAAGCUGUACGAGAAGGAAGUUUUGUUGGAUAAACUUCUUGAUGAGAAGUUCUCCGACUCCAAGGGAGUGUUCAACCUAUCUGGCAGCAAAAAGGAACUCACCACUAUUGAUCCGAAAGUGAACAUUUAUCACAAGUGCAACUACGAAGGAAUUUGCUUCAAAAAGAUCUCCGUCAAGAUCCCCAAGAACUUCGUGAGUGAAGGCGAAACUGCGGAGAAGGUGUUCGACAUCGGAGAGCUGAAUCUAGCCGGAGCAUUCUCAGGAGAAAGCACCGAUUGUCUGAAUUAG